This is a messenger RNA of Lolium perenne, 4499 nucleotides long. RefSeq lists its product as uncharacterized. Gene Ontology annotation, biological process: protein phosphorylation. Gene Ontology annotation, molecular function: protein kinase activity; protein binding; ATP binding. The record is from RefSeq and is a predicted model, not a curated record. NCBI's taxonomy places the organism in Eukaryota, Viridiplantae, Streptophyta, Magnoliopsida, Poales, Poaceae.
GCUGCGGCGCGUCUUCCCCAAUCCCCACAAUGCCUCCUCUCCUGCUCUGCAACGACGCGGCGUCUCCCGCGUAUUGCUACUUGCGUCACCGGCCGGCGUCAUCGGCGCGCGCAAACCGUGGCGCGACCCGGGGCCUUCUCCAUGGAAUUGUAGGUGCACACUGCACUGCUUGUGAUCUCCUUGUUGUCUGCCACCGGCUGGGCACCCGCGCGCCCUCCACCUGCUUGUGCAAAUGCUCGAGCACAGGCACCACCUGUUGAUCAGGAUGCCAGAAGAUACCUCCUGGGUCCUGGGUGCUAACUAGGAUCAUGUGCAACCGUCUUGGUGGAGAUACCUUUACUCCAACCGGAGAUGCUUAAACUGGCCCACACGAAUCAAGUAGAGGGAUUGCGAUUUGCGAUACAUAAUUCAUGGAGCAGCAGCUGCGACGGCAAGCAUGCCUGUGGUGGUAUCCACCUCCUCGCUCAAGAAAGAAAAAAAGAGGUAGUGUGCUCUUUGUGAAGAAGGCGACAGCAGACUGUAGCCCAUUCAUCUGGCGACUGCUACAGGCCACUUCCGUUACACAGGAGGGGGCGGCCCGGCCUCUGCAUGGAUGGAUUGAUACACGCAGCCAACACCAGGUCAGCUAAUUCUAGCCUUGUCAUAUUGAAUUUAUCCCACAUCUUUUUCACCAGAUGGGUAAUAAAUAUGCAAAGUUGCCUCAAACACUUCACAAAUAAAAUCAAGCGACAUAAUAAUAACUGGGUUAACAGUAGAGUAGAAGAGAUUCUACUGACGGGCUUUCCUUGGCUAAGCUCCACACUGCCCUUCCACUCGCUCGGCCGGCCAUCUCGUACACUGGCGCGAGUGCGGCAUGUCUGCAGCCAUUACACCGCUCCCCUCCCACAAACCUCCUGCUCGAUCGCCCGCGCGUGCGCGGUGCUGCCGAGCCAUCUCCGGUCGCUUUCCCCUGCGCUCCCACUUAUCUUGCACAACGCAAUCAUAGCCGAUGUAGAAACAAAUCGAUCAGCUACGGGCCAGCCAUGCCAUUACCCGCCACUUUCGCCAUCACUUCAUUCCCCAUCUAUCUUUAUUUUCUGCGAGCUGCAGCUUUUCCGAUCUAUGGUGCAUCGAGGUAAUAGACCGGAGAUGCUACUGCAAGUGCCAUGUAUGUAGUAGCCUUGGCUAGCGCUAAGCUACUGCCGAUAGUCCAUCACUGCUAUAUCCCUUUCCAGUAAAUUAAGGAUCAAGGCGCUCUGCCCAGAUGGACGUCAAGCGCGCGGCCAUGCUCCUCCUCCUCCACUUCAUGCUCUUCCAUGCCGUGACCUCUGCCCUGGCUGAGCGGCGGUCUGGCACGACCAUCCGACGGCCGCGGCAGCAGCCGCUGCUCCAGGAGAAGGCCACGCUCCUGGCGUUGAAGCGCUCCCUCAUCUUGCUGUCUCCAUCGGUCCUGGCCGACUGGAACGAAUCCAACAGCGACGUAUGCGGCUUCACUGGCAUCACCUGCGACUGGAGGCGGCAUCACGUCAUCAGCCUGUCGCUAGCCGGCAUGAACAUCUCUGGUGGCAUCCCGCCGGUCAUCGGCAACCUCACGCGCCUCAGGAUCCUUGACAUGUCCAGCAAUUUCCUCACAGGGCUGAUCCCUGCCGAGCUCUCCAACCUGCGCCGCCUCGACGUCCUCAAGCUUGGCCAGAACCAGCUCAGCGGCGGCAUACCUCCAUCCCUCUCCGAGCUGGCGAGCGUGUUCUACCUCAGCCUUAGGGAUAACCGCCUCUCCGGCCCUAUCCCUGGCGUUAUCUUCAAGAACUGCACCUACCUAGGUGUUGUCGACUUCGGCAACAAUGACCUCUCCGGCGAAAUCCCCGGUGAGGCUUCGGACAACCUCGCAGACUGGUUUAUCGCCCUCAACCUCUACUCCAACAGGCUAACUGGGAGACUCCCACGGUGGCUCGCCAACUGCACCUAUCUGUACCUGCUGGACGUGGAAAACAACUCGCUCGCCGACGAGCUCCCUUCUGGGAUCAUAUCAGGCAAGCAGCAGCUCAAGUACCUGCAUUUGUCCAACAACGACCAGUUCUGGAGCCACGAUGAUAACACCAACCUGGAGCCAUUCUUUGUGGCGGUAUCAAACUGCUCCCAGAUAUUGGAGAUCGAGGCCGGGGCCGUGGGGAUUGGCGGGCUGCUGCCGAGCCGGCUUGGCACGAUGCUACCGCCCAACAUAUCGCACCUCAAUCUGGAGCUUAACGAGAUCAAGGGCCCGAUCCCGGCUGAUGUCGGCGACGUGAUAAACAUCACGCUGAUGAACCUGUCGAGCAACCAGCUAAACGGGACGGUCCCAACAUCCAUCUGUGCAUUGCCGAAGCUCGAGCGGCUCUCCCUGUCCAACAACGCCUUGACAGGCACGAUCCCAGCAUGCAUAGGCAACGCCACGAGCCUCGGCGAGCUGGACCUGUCAGGCAACGCGCUGUCGGGGAGCAUCCCGAGCGGCAUCGGAAGCGGGCUGGUCAACCUGUACCUGCAGAACAACCAGCUCUCCGGGGAGAUACCGGCUACCCGCCUCGCUGAAUGCAUCCGCCUGCUGCACCUCGACCUCUCGAACAACAGCCUGAAGGGUGAGGUACCAGAGAGGGUAUCUGGCACUGAUAUUCUAUAUUUGAACCUAUCCCAUAACCAGAUCAGAGGUGAGCUGCCGCGGGGGCUCGGUGACAUGCAGCAGGUGCAAGCGAUUGACCUGUCCUGGAACAACUUCACCGGCAUGAUCUCCCUGCAGCUCGGCAGCUGCCACGAGCUGGAGGUUCUCGACCUGUCGCACAACUCGCUCACCGGAGUCCUACCGUCCUCCCUCGAGCUCCUUGAAGACCUCAAAAACCUUGACGUCUCCGACAACUCCCUGACUGGUGAGAUCCCCAUCAACCUGACGAAAUGCACCAGCCUAAAACAUUUCAACUUGUCAUACAACGACUUCGUUGGCCAUGUACCCAUCACCGGCGUCUUUGCGGAUUUCACCUUCCUGUCCUACAUCGGCAACCCACGGCUCUGCGGCUCGGUGGUCAGGCGCAACUGCCAAAGGCACCACCCGUGGUACCAGUCCCGGAAGUACUUGGUUGUGAUGUGUCUCUGUGCCGCUGUUCUGGCAUUCAUUUUGACAAUCCUCUGCGCGGUCAGUGCCCAGAAGAUCCGGUAUCGCCUCGCAGUGGUGAGGGAGGAAAUGUUUAGGGGCCGCCGUAGUGGCGGCUCAUCGCCCGUGAUGAAGUACAAGUACCCACGGAUCACAUACCAGGAGCUGGUCGAGGCAACGGAGGAGUUCUGCGCUGACCGGCUGGUCGGGGCAGGCAGCUAUGGCCGGGUGUACCGUGGUACGCUGCAGGAUGGCACCAUGGUCGCUGUGAAGGUGCUGCAGCUCCAGUCAGGGAACUCAACCAAGAGCUUCAGCCGUGAAUGCCAGGUCCUGAAGCGCAUUCGACACCGUAACCUCAUGCGUAUCAUCACCGCGUGCAGCCUGGCGGACUUCAAGGCACUGGUCCUGCCGUUCAUGGCGAAGGGCAGCCUUGAGCGGUGCCUCUACGCUGGACCGCCGGCCGAGCUCAGCCUGGUGCAGCGCGUCAACAUCUGCAGCGACAUUGCCGAGGGGGUGGCCUACCUGCACCACCACUCACCGAUCAAGGUCAUCCACUGCGACCUUAAGCCGAGCAAUGUCCUCAUCAACGACGACAUGACUGCGCUGGUGUCCGACUUUGGCAUCUCCCGGCUGGUCAUGAGCGUUGGCGGGGUGGCCAACACCGCUGAUGUUGGCGCCUCCACCGUCAACAUGCUGUGCGGCUCCAUCGGAUACAUACCUCCAGAAUACGGGUAUGGUUCGGACCCAACAACGAAGGGCGAUGUGUACAGCUUCGGCGUUCUGGUGAUGGAGAUGGUAACAAGGAAGAAGCCGACCGACGACAUGUUUGAGGCUGGGCUGAGCCUGCACAAGUGGGUAAAGAGCCACUACCAUGGCCGGGCCGACGUGGUGGUGGACCAGGCGUUGGCAGGCAUGGUCAUGGAUCAGACACCUGAGGUGAGAAGGAUGUGGGAUGUGGCCAUCGGCGAGCUGCUGGAGCUCGGCAUUCUCUGCACUCAUGAGAGCGCGUCGAUGCGGCCGGCCAUGAUAGACGCUGCCGGCGACCUGGACCGGCUCAAACGAUACCUCGGUGGUGACACAACGGCUACAUUCGAGUCCUCGCUGGGCUUCUCAUCUAUGACAAUAGAAGAUAUUGACGACUAGCCAGUAGUAGCAAACUAGCAAUUAACAAACAUAUAGUACUGUUGUGUAUUCAUAGCAUUGCUAGAAUUUCUGCAGGAGACACGAUUCUAGCAGGAAAGAUGGGAUUCUGAAUGUGCAGGUAAUCAGAAGUUGAAGACAUGUAACAUUCUUUCAAGGUUUCUGACUGGGUGUAGUAUGAGCUUUGGCCAUAGAUUUGUAUAUGAUGAUUUUAGUUCAGAGAGUAACUGAAUAGCUAUGUACCUUGGUCAUUUCCUGUUUU